GUCCUCGCGGAGCAGCCUCCCCGCCCCCCGCGCUUGCAGCGCGGCCCAGGGAGGGGGCGUCAUGUCCCAGCGGGUGAGGCGCAAUGGGUCCCCCACGCCUGCCGCCCCCCUCGGCGGAGGCGCGGGCACCGCGCCCGGCCCCGGCCCCGGGGGCGCCCCCGGGAGCCGCCUGCAGCCCAUGAGGGCCACGGUGCCGUUCCAGCUGAAGCAGCAGCAGCAGCAGCAGCAACAUGGCAGCCCCACGCGGAGCGGCAGCGGCGGCGCCGGCGGUGGCGGGGGUAACAACAACAACGGCGGCGGCGGUUCGGGACCCCCGGGAGGCGGUGGCGGCGUCGGAGGAGGUGGCGGCGGCGGCGUCAACGUCCCGCGCACCUCCUCGCGCAGCACGAGCCCCACGCGCGCCGGCGCCGGCGGGCCCAGUGCUCGCGCCAGUCCCACGGUGGCCACGCAGACGGGCGCGCCCCCGACGUCCACGCGGGGCACCAGCCCCACGCGGGGCGCGAGCGCGCGGGGCAGCCCUCCCCGCUCGCAGCCACCGCCCCCCCAGCCGCUCCUGGGUACCGUCUCAUCUCCCUGCUCGUCCCCCAUCCAUCUGCUGGCGAGCGACUCGACCGCGUCCCCGGCUACAGCCCGGGUCCGGCACCCGAGGCGGUCCCCGGAGCAGAGCCGCAGUUCUCCUGAGAGGAGGAGCCCCAGUUCCCCGGUCUGCAAGGCGGGUGACAAAGCACGGCCACCUUCAUCAAGCCCUUCCAGCAUUAUUCGUCGAACUUCCUCAUUAGAUACACUUGCUGCCCCUUAUCUUGCAGGACACUGGCCUCGUGAUAAUCAUGGGCAGUCUGUUCCAUGUAUGAGGGACAAAGCUACACAGACAGAGAGCGCGUGGGCUGAAGAAUACUCUGAAAAGAAGAAAGGAUCCCACAAGCGGUCAGCAUCUUGGGGCAGCACAGACCAGCUUAAAGAGAUUGCAAAACUGCGCCAGCAGUUACAGAGAAGUAAACACAGCAGUAGGCAUCAUCGGGAUAAAGAUCGGCAGUCUCCAUUCCAUGGUAACCAUGCGGCCAUUAACCAGUGUCAGGCUCCUAUUCCAAAGAGUAUACUUAUUCCAGUGAUUCCCAUCACCAAAUCAACAGGGUCACGGUUCCGGAAUAGUGUAGAAGGAUUAAAUCAGGAAAUUGAAAUAAUAAUUAAAGAAACUGGAGAAAAGGAAGAGCAGCUUAUACCACAAGACAUUCCAGACGGCCAUCGCGCACCUCCUCCCCUGGCACAGCAGCGCAGCAGUAGUACCCGCAGUAUUGAUACCCAAACACCCGGCGGAGCGGACAGGGGGAGUAACAAUAGCAGCCGCUCCCAAUCUGCCUCCCCCACCUCAUUCCUUACCAUCUCACAUGAAGGUAGUGAAGAGAGCCCUUGUUCUGCUGACGACCUCCUUAUUGAUCCCAGAGAUAAAGAAAAUGGGGAACAACUCUUCCUCUGCCAAAUAUGCCACCUCACCAAACCUAACAACAGUUAUAUGUUUAAACGAGAACCUCCUGAAGGCUGUGAAAGGGUGAAAGUCUUUGAGGAAUGCUCGCCAAAGCAACUUCAUGAAAUCCCAGCCUUUUACUGUCCUGACAAGAAUAAAGUGAAUUUCAUUCCUAAAAGCGGCUCUGCCUUCUGCCUCGUCAGCAUCCUCAAGCCACUUCUUCCUACCCAAGAUCUUACCCUUAAGGGCUCAAGCCAUGGCCUGACUGUCUCCACUGGCAUGGCCCCCACUCUGCUGCAGCCUAUUGCCAUGGCCUCCCUGUCUGCAAACCCAGAACAAGACCGGAUUUCUCGAGGAACGAGUACAGUCAUACCACAGGCCUCUCUGCUCCAGCAGUCAGGACCAUUUGAGGAGGCUGAGGGAUAGGUCACCAUGGCUCAUCCAUUGCUCUGGGAAACUAAGAACCUAAUUGGGAAUAAGGUGUGAAUGAACAUUCCAAAUCAUGCCUCUCCCCUCAAGCGAGUCUGCCAUCAAUAGACUCCUCAACUUUUUGGUAGUGACACACCCCCUGUCCUGUGGUGAUGAUGUCAUGAUGAGCUUCCUCCGUAAGAGAGCAGCACUUGUGACUGUUAUACCCCAUUUGGGAAGUCUCAGACUCAGUUCACACCCCACUUUUUUUUUUUUAAGCACUGGUUAUCAUUCUUUCCUUUUGGAGGACCAUUUUAUCACAAGGCUUUUUUGUGUCCCAAGUUUGACUUUUGUAAGAGCAAACAGAUCCCUGCAAACAUAAUUACCAAAGGGAGAAGUUAAUGAUGCUGCGAAGACCAUCUUUAUAUGAAAACGACUAUUUUAUAAUAAUAACAAAUGUUAAUUUUCAGAUGCAUAGCAGACAAUAGGAUGGUUCAGAAGACAUUUCCCUGGCCACUGUUCUUUUUUUUCUUUUUCUAGAUGUAUGCUAUUCUCAGCUGUUCUCCAGCUGCUGGGACCAAAGGGAUUGUUGAAAUUUUCCAGCAAUCUUAGUCGCUUGACUGUGUUCUUCUCCCAACCAACAACAGAUAAAUAAAUGCAUUGAACGUUUGUAUGUAAAAAAAAAACAAAACACAAAGCAAUAUUAGUUCAUUAUGUGAUGUUGUUUUUUGAUGUCAGAAGUUUUGUGCUUUGGAUAAAUCAUCCUUUUAAAAGUGCUAUUCCCUCUUCCACCAUUUAAGAUUCCUGUAUACCUUUAUCUGCAUGGUGAAAAAACUACACUCUGGAUACAAGUGCUUUAAUAUGCUAUCAGUGGAGUUUUGUUAGAAAAUCAAUGAGCCAAAAAGUAACUUAAACCCUCUCCCCCCUCCCCCACCCACUCCCUCCUUCUUGAUCACUAUAGCUUAGGAGUUAAGAUACUCCUCUAGUUAUCAACAGUGUGUGAAUCAUGUGAUCUUUCCCCCUUAGCACAAAAAUCACUUCUUCAAACUCAACCCUCAGUGUAUUGUAAGCCCCGAGUGAUCCUGAUGUGGCUGUGCAUGGAUCCCCUCCCUUGCUUUUGUGACCUUGCAGUCAGUGUUGAUGAAUUUAUUGAGGGCAGAUUGUGCUAUGUUCCACUGUAGCCAGUGGUCCCCCUUCCUUCCCCCUCCCCAAAGGUCACCUUCCUUUAAGGUAGUUGCCACUAGUUUGCUGAUCCCAGUCAUCUGAGGGUUAGGUUUGUUGGUUUUUUUGGUUUUUGUUUUUUUUAACAUGUAAGGGAAAAAAUAGAAAGGAAAAUUAAAAUAGAAAGGAAAUUAAAGAGGAGGCUCUUCUCAAAUUGAGAGUGACACAAGGUUUCAGCUUAGGCAAGUGCUAAUACAAAAAAACUGCAGGUAGAAUCAAUAGCUGGAGGUAUUUGAUUAUCAGAGCAACGCUUUUGAAAAAUUGGAUAAGAACAUUAGUAGGUAUGUGAUAAAUAGCUUGAGGGGGCAAUCUGGUUUGCAGUUUGUCAAAGUAAAUAAAACUGAUAGAAGCAUCCUUUUAAAAAUUUCAUACAGUAUAUUAAUAUGCAAUAAUUUUAUAUCCAUACACAUACUAUGGUCAGAAUCCAGUAUUAGGCACUUGAAAUGGAGAAAACAACUUUAAUGUUCAAUCAGCCAUAAUUUUCUAAGCUCACAGUUCUACCCCCUUCAGGGGAAAACUGGUAGUAGCAAUAAGUCUUUUCAAAAGACUGUACCCAAACUUGUAUUCGUGUUCCUUUCAAACAUUGGUUGAUUAAACCUGUUAAAAUAAUUUUUAAAUGAUGUGAUGUAGCCAUAAUGCAAACAUUUGAAUAAAUCUGUUACACAUCAGUUGGUAGGUACAGUGUACUUUGAUACUCUUUUUAUCUGAGACUAAUUCUGAGUAUACUAUUAUCUCCUUGUGCAUUUAAGCUUUCAAUUAUUCAGGAGCUAAUCAUCCAGUUGUUAUCUUGAAGCCCUGUUUCUUUGCCAUCUUGUUUCUGUCUGAGAUAAUCACUGUUCAUUAGCGACUCUACAAAUAAGGGCCAGGAAUAUGAAGAGAUGUAAAACAAAUCAUUCAGUUUGGCUCCCUUUGUUAAUGAUUCUGGUGAACAGUGUAGGAAAAGUUGAAAUCAAUGGCUGAAAACACUAGGAUUUCUUGGUACUUUAUGAUGAAUUUUAAUAAUCCUUGCUAUAUUUUCUCCUCCUUUUGUACACCUUCCAUUUGAAAAAAAAAAUUCUCCUGUAUUUAUCAUAGGUAAUCCAGGUUGGUUGCAAAUUGAAUGCUUUUACCCAGAUGUAUACCUCUAUCCAACAUAAACAAUACUUAUAAAUGUCCCACAUUUACUAAAUCUGAAGCAUUUCAAAGUUACACUUGAAGCAGAAGUUUAAGAAUUAUUUUUUACAUGGAGUUGGAAUUUUUAAGCAAAAUCUUAUCUAAUCCUUGGGCUUUGAGAAGAAUGAAAAUCCCCAGAUAGACUACUUCUUUGGCUUCCAAAUUAACCUUGAAUGCAUUCUUUAGAUUCUAAGCUUUGGGUCUUUUUGUUUGAUUUGAAAUGAUACAGAACUUUACAGCAACUGCCAAAGGGCUAAUUUCAGCAUAUAAGCUUCUGUUGUAAUCUUGAAAAAUUAUUAACCACUCUAGCUGUUGGCCUUUCAUCCAUCUGUUUCUUUUCAUAGGCAUAGGAUGAAUUUAAGAUGAAGCUUAAUCUUAAAUAUAGUGUUACUACUAAAAUUAAGUUCUUACAUUUAUGAACUAUUUAAUAGAACAAAAUUUCCAAUGGAUGAGAUUUGGAGAAAAUGUCAACAUUUUCCAAAAUAUCAAUUAAAUAAACAAUAUACACACUUAUGUAGGCAUGUGUGUGUGUGUGUAUAUACAUAUAAUGGAAGAGGUGGUAUAACUUCACGUUCGUGUCAAGGGUCAUGGAUUUAGGGCUAGAAGGGACCUUUGAGGUCAUCUAGUUGAACUUCUUAAUUUUACAGAUGAGGAAACUAAAUGACUUGUUUAGAGUCACAUAAUAAAUUAGUAGAAGGCUGAGACCAGAAUUCAAAUUCAGGUCAGCCAACUCCAAAUCUAACACUUUAAAAAAUAAUGGUGGGCAGCUAGGUGGCACAGUGGAUAGAGCACGGCCCUGGAGUGAGGAGUACCCUGAGUUCAAA
Dromiciops gliroides (monito del monte) is the source of this 5067-nucleotide messenger RNA. RefSeq names its product family with sequence similarity 117 member B (gene FAM117B). Lineage: Eukaryota; Metazoa; Chordata; Mammalia; Microbiotheria; Microbiotheriidae. The record is from RefSeq and is a predicted model, not a curated record.